UUGAAGUUUCUGCCGGGAAACAUGCAUUCCCUCCUUCCUUCCCUCGAGGAAUUGGAACUGAUCUCACUUCCACAGCUUGAUUUCUUUCCAGAAGGGGGUUUGCCAUCCAAGUUAAACUCACUUUGCAUCCAAGAUUGUAUAAAAUUGAAGGUGUGUGGUUUGCAAUCUCUCACUUCUCUUUCACACUUCCUAUUUGUUGGGAAAGAUGACUUGGAGUCCUUCCCUGAGGAGACGAUGCUGCCCUCCACUCUUGUAACCCUUAAAAUCCAGGAUCUGAGAAAUCUGAAAUCUUUGGAUUACAAGGGGCUUAAGCACCUUACGUCUCUUAGCAAGUUGGAGAUUUGGAGAUGUCCUCAGCUUGAGUCCAUGCCAGAAGAGGGGCUGCCCUCCUCCCUCGAGUACCUUCAACUCUGGAAUCUGGCAAAUCUGAAAUCUCUAGAGUUCAAGGGGCUUCAGCACCUCACCUGUCUUCGCCAAUUGAUGAUCAGUGAUUGUCCUAAGCUUGAGUCCAUGCCAGAAGAGGGGCUCCCCUCCUCUCUUGAAUACCUUAACAUCCUGAACCUGACAAAUCUGAAAUCUCUGGGCUACAAGGGGCUUCAGCAGCUCUCCUCUCUUCACAAACUGAAUAUCUGGAGUUGUCCUAAGCUUGAAUCCAUGCCAGAACAGGGACUGCCCUCCUCCCUCGAAUAUCUUGAAAUUGGAGAUUGUCCUUUGCUAGAAAAAAGGUGUCGGAAGGAGAUGGGCGAAGAUUGGCCCAAGAUUUCUCACAUCCCCUUUAUAAAUAUUCAAGCAUUCAGGAGGAUAAGAAAUUGAGCAGGAACAGUCUUCUGUUAUUCGCGCUACAUAUCUACUAAUUUCUCAGCUUUGCAUAUGUGGUGUUAUAAAUUCUUGAGAUUCCUCGUGUCACUAAUGGCUCAUCAUGGAGCAUUAUAUUUUCACAAGAACAAGGUUUAAUCGUCAUACACUCAUGUUGCUAAUGUUACUCCAUGCCAUGUUUUGCUAUAAACAAGGUGUCUGCUUAUGGUGAAAAUGACACCAAGUGGUUGGUGUUGUCCUUGUUCGUGCUCAGCAGAACCUGUCAUUUUUUUUGGUUUUAAGCUAAUCAUUUGUCAAACUAAGUUCCUUGAAUUCAUUGUGAAUGCCUUUGUUAAUAAUAUUAUUGACCUGUGAUUCCUUUCA
Messenger RNA from Populus euphratica (Euphrates poplar), 1179 nucleotides. Its product is annotated as putative disease resistance protein At3g14460. The record is from RefSeq and is a predicted model, not a curated record. NCBI's taxonomy places the organism in Eukaryota, Viridiplantae, Streptophyta, Magnoliopsida, Malpighiales, Salicaceae. The coding region runs from base 22 to 813 and encodes 263 amino acids. The transcript has a single exon.